UCUCGGCGGUAGGCAGUGUAUGAUAUUCUCAUCUGCAGCAUACGAACGUUUUAUUGUGUAUGAAUGCCGUGAGUGAGCAGCUGUCAAUCGUCGAAUUGCUCCCCUCCCUCUCGCCUUCAACCCCUUCAUUGUGUAAACUGAUCGGCUGCCAUUGCACUGUGCACGAAUACCACUGUCAUCGUUGUGUUACACAACACCUUAGAGUGAAAGCUCGCGAUGAUACGCUAAAAGCGUUUGCUAAAGGCUCUCACUUUCGCCCUAGCGAAAUUGAGGUGGCUGUAGCCUGGGAUUCCGUUUGUCAUUUGACUGGCAAGGCGUACGAUUGGGUCCUGUAGAGUGAAUGGCUAGUACGCAUUGUUUGUUUACCAAGCACGCGCCACAGCUGCACUUUUAUAUCGCUCUCGAGGCUGGAGAGAUCUCUACUGCACUGACCUGGUCGGAACACUCAACCACCCACACAUACUUCAACACCCUCUGUGAAAUUGGUCGACCUGAGUAGCCAAUUUGUCGGCGUGACUGAGCAUCCGCUUCUACUUAUUUGCACUCAGUGCUUCCACCUACCGUACAAUCCACCACUGUCUUUCAAUACCACCCUCCACGCACUCCCACGACAAUUUCCUCACCACCCACCACCUCUCUGCCUUGCACCGACCAAUACAGCAUGGCAUACACUCGCAUCGGGCUACGUGCCUUCGACUAUGAGCGAUACAUCAAAGCCCCAAUCCCCGUUCCCCGUCCAAUCAUCCCUGCCCACCCGGUAUUCGUCAACUCCCUUCGUUCGAUCCGACAUGGGCUUCGCACAUCAUUCAAUUCUCAAAAGCGCACACCUUCCGCAUUCUCCAUUGCAGAUCCUAUUCUAGCCGUGGCGCUUCGAAGGUUCGAUAUCUUGAAAGGUGUUCUUGCAGAGGAGAAACCUUGCUCCGAGAAACACCUUCGCAUUGCCCAAUUGGUCGCGCAACAUGUUCUCAAAGAUAGCCGGCCUGCGAUGAUUCCGGAAGUGGAGUCGGACAGCGCGGAAAAUAGCAUUCAAAACGCAUCGGAUGAACGCAUCGUGUGGGGCCUCGAUAGCGAUUCUGAUGACUCCUCCACACCGCCAUCAAGUCAUGAUGACACUGAGGUCAAAGAGGAUCCCGAAUCACUGACUUGGGUAGAAAAUUCGAGCCCUUCGCGUAUUUUUUACCCGCCAGUGGAUGAUCCGGAUAUCAGACCAACUAGGAACCAAGUCAACGGAGUGAACCCCUUGGCCAACAUGAAUCCGCGUAGAAUCAUGGAAAUGCUUCAUCGACACCUUCCUUCCCUCCGGAAAUUCGAAGUCCACCCAGAUCUCUUUGAGUUCGGUAGUUCCAGCAGCGGCACCUUCAACGUCGUUCAAUUCGUCAGCGUUCUUGGUGGCCCGGAUAUGGGCACAUACGUCGUGAAGGUACCUCGGUCGGCACGGAGGCAAGACUGGUCAGAAGAGGAUGGCCUCAUGCUCCAAUCUGAAGCAGAAACUAUCCAUAUUAUCUUCAACAAGACCAAGUGUCCCGUUGCAGAAGUGAUGGGCUACAAUCGCACGAACAAUAAUGUGCUUGGGCUCCCUUACAUUCUUCAGCGAGCUGCCAAGGGUGUACCGGCGCAUCAAUUGUGGUUCGUUACCGACAAUAAAGGGGGCUACUUCUCCAAGUCUCAGUUGCGGAAGCAGGACGCGAUGGCAUUGGAGAUCAAACGCCAGAAGUUCCUCAAGUCGCUUGCUCGCGCAAUGAGCGAGCUUAAGGUGAUCUACUUUCCUCGAACCGGAGUCGUCAUCAUAAUGACCACCGAUGAUGGGGAGUCGUUUGACACCCAGUCUUGCAACGUCUAUAUCUGGUUCAACACUGCCAACAAACUGCGAUUCAUGCAAGCCUACCCCACGGUGCGAGACUCACGCGAUUACUGGACGCAGGAAGCUGGGGAGGUAUAUCCACUGAAAACUCCCGCUGAUGUGGGCAAGAGGGCUAUUUUCGACAUAAUUCUUGACUCGCCUACCUUCAAGAACGCAUGCCGAGUCCCCCAAAACUCCGGGGUAGAGAGCUACGUGCUUAGGCAUGAAGAUCUGGAUCUCCAGAACAUCCUCUGUGAUCCCGAGACAGGAGAGGUCACCUGCAUCAUUGACUGGGACGGAUGCCGAAUGGUCCCUCGGAACAUUGGAUAUGCCUCUUUGCCACUGUUUCUGAUCAAGGAUUGGUUCCCCAACCACAAGAUCGACCCCCUCAUGUCGAUGACAGAAAUCCAGGAGUAUCGAGCUUUUUACGCCAAAGAGAUGGCCGAAGCGAUCGGAGAUUACAACAACGACGCUCGAUUCACGUUGAAAUCGGCCAUGUUUCAGGCCUUCAACUCCUCUUUGUAUGGGACUGGUUUGGGCAUGGCCAAUAGUAACAACAUCAUCGAGAAGAUCUUUGGUGAAUCUGAGGUCCUGAGGAGGGUUGACCUUGAUGGUCUCUACGAUGCUCUUGGCUACGAAGUCAUCGAAAACAGUAAUCUGGAUGGUCCCUACGCGACCGAAGUGCGACGGGAAAUCGAGAAGAUCAUGGCCUGCUAAGAAAAAUGAGCGGGAAAGGUUACCAGUGGAUGGUUUGGAAGAGGAGGCGAAGAUUAUCGGCGUUCUUUCUUUGGUUCUAUAUUGUAUUCUGGGCACCCGGUGUUCGAAAUUGUUUCACUCUAUGAUACCCCGGGACAUAUUCUUCUUGC
Periconia digitata is the source of this 2706-nucleotide messenger RNA. NCBI's taxonomy places the organism in Eukaryota, Fungi, Ascomycota, Dothideomycetes, Pleosporales, Periconiaceae. The record is from the annotation of a GenBank genome assembly.